CAAGGCUUUCCUCCUCUUCCUGCUCAGUUGUUGAGUUUCUUCAACGUUGAAUUCACCGAGACCUGGCCACUUGUGGGCCUAGCAAGCAUGACUUCCCUAUCCUCGAUGCCGUCCGCGCCGCACGAGUACUAUCCUGCGUCCGCAAGCAAACGCGCUGCCGUUGCUACUCACUUUGACGGCGCUAGCCCUCGCAAUGGCCAUGGCAGGUACGCGAGUGCAAGCUCCGCUAUACCUAGUGUUAACAGCAGCAGUAGCAACCCACGCGGUUCAAGUGGCGAGAGAGAUGACUUGGAUUAUCGUUCAGAUAGCGCUUCAUCCCUGACUUCAAAGGCGACGCCGGGUAAAGGGAACGCGGGAAUGUUCAAGAAACACCACCCCAAGCUGGGCCCGUUACCCCUACACACUCCUUUCGGGCACGGCGAUGGCUCUACCGGAAGCAGAGACUCUGGCCUCGGAAUCGAUCUCAGCGCGUCUUCGCCAUCCACCCCGAUUGCGGGUUGGAUCCCGCCUGCGCCGCACUCAGCUUCAUCACGCUUGACGGAAAUGUGCGGCGAAAAGCACUAUCAACUUCGUCAGCAGGCAAAGGACCCAUCUGCAGAUUCGCAAAGCUCGGAGAACGUGCGGCAUCAGCAGCGCCAACAGCAGCAAUCUGGAACACUGACACCACCACUCGCGCAGAGCCUUCGCCACGCACCACCAGCUGUGCAUCAUUCGCGAAGUGCUCCUGCAACCCCUUCCAGCGCGACUGAGACAGUCAAGCUAAAGUCUGUUAUAGGAGCCCCUUCGUAUCCGCCUUCUACCAAACAGACGCGAAACCGGCGCACGUCCCUCGCGCGCGAACUGAGCAAAGGCAGGAGGCGCAGAUUCCAGCACGACACUUCUAGCAAGUCGCGACCAGGCAGUGCGCAGGGGAGCAACAAUGGGUCCGAGUCGGCGCAACAGUGUCAACUUGCUGCCGCGGCCGAGGACUAUGCGAGCGGGACCCAGGACCCGUGGGCUUCUGGGGAUGAAGCAUCCGGUGAGGCCGCGUGGUGCAAUAAUGCACAUCGAUCUGGGAGUGCCGCUGGUAGCCAUCACCUUCCCUCUUCGCUCAACCUUGACACAAAUCUCGGGAGUGGGAGCUCAGGAGGCGCCGCCCCGUCCUUUGGACUUCGUUUACCGACGCCCGCGCCAAAGCACAGCUCUAGCACUCAGCACAAUACAGUGCAAGCUACAGGCGGGCGCAUGAGCUGCAGUGGUACGGCAAGGAGCCAACGCGACCCUUUGCUCGAUUCGCUCACCAGCGCGACAGCAUCUUCCGUAUCGUACGUCCACGAACCAGAAUUCACAGCGGAGGAAAAGGGUAAGGCGCGCAUCCCGCCAAAUCCUAUCAGCCCGCGCUCGAGCGUUCUGCCAGAAGAGCCCAGUGCUAAGCUGCCUUCGCCGACUUAUGCUCAACCAAGCCAAUCCUCGUACGCUUUUUCAGUUGACUCCGACGGCAGCCACCGGCUGCAAAAGCUCGAAAAUGCUGUCGACAAGCCUACCCUCGCGCUUGUACAGGCACCGGCCACCGAAUGUCAGACGACAGCCGACCUUUACCGUUCCCAGCCUCCGCAUACACCGAAAGAGAGAGUCAUCCCAAUGAGCGUCCAUCCCGGCAGUCCUGCCAUGCGUCGCCUACCCGCCGCCUCAUCCAUCGACGAGCGCGAAGGUAAACUUCGGCCGCAAGGAGGGAGGCCCAUGCCUGACCCAGGCUCGCACCAGCACGGGCUUCAGCUCACUAGGAUGCAAAUGAGCGCUACCCCAUACUCGAGCGGAAGUCCCGGUGAGGGCAUCGAAGAGUUCAACUUGCUCGACCAUCCAUCGAAUGCACACGCCGAGGCCGAAUGCCCUCCCAGCAGCGGCGCUGGACGCCUGAACGCGAGCUCGAAUACACCGAAGCGAAAAGGCAGCAUCAAUGCCGAAGCCCUUGCAGCGCUCGGGACCGCUCACAGGCCACGGGAGCAGGGGUUCGACGCUUACCCCAGACACUUAACUGAUGACGUGCAGCCCUCUGCGAACGCGCGAGCUGAAAGUAUCCAGACGUCGGUGGAGAGAAGUACUGCUGGCGGCGCCAGUGCCCCCAUCUUCCGCACCGUUCGCAAAGGCGAUGGAAAAAGUUCUGAGCCGCCCGCGCCGUCCACAUCGACGGAAGCAAAAAAGGAGGGCCAAAGGCAUCAUAGUCGUACCAGCUCGAUCGGCAGCUUAGGUCGUCUCUUUGGCGUCGGCAAAAAGAAGCGCUCCGAUUCACACCCAGUCAGCCAAUCUCCCAAGACCCUCUCGCCUGCGCAGGGAUUGAGACAGCUAUGUGACUUGGCCGGAGAUUCGCAACCUCUUAUCACUGAAGAUGCCACGUGGCCCCAUGCUUCUGCUGGAGCUGUCCAAGCGCAGGUACCAGCAAUUUCCCGGGAGCAACUGCCGAAAUUGGACGCUCCGGCUGCCAGGCCGGCUCAGUCCUUAUCACACCUGGUGUUUCCGUCGACCAAGGGCCUGGCUACUAUGCCAAGUCCCGAGCAAGAGAUCCUUGCGGAAAGUGCCCAGGUGCCACCAGCUCGUGGCCUGAUGAAACGGCGAAGGCAAGACUCGAGCCUAAAUUUGAGUACGCGACUCAGCUCGAUCUUCUAUGUCGGCAGCAAGGUACAGAGUCCAACUAGCCUUGUUGCUCCUUAUUCAGCGGAGUCUAUCGAUCGAGUGGAUCAUCAGGUUCGAGCAGAAUCAGGAAGCGCAACAGUCAAGCGCUCCAUCUCCAGUCGCGUUCGUGCUCUGUCCUCCGAACUGCUAGGCAAAGGCCACACGCGGCACGCUUCCACCGCACUCGACAUGCGGCCACCGCUGAGAGAGGCCGCAAAUGCUCCGACGGUGCCGAUCAAGUCUCCACCUUCGUCAUCGAGGUUUGCGCGUGAUCCUAGCAUCGAUGAAUACCGCAGCGAGCAGGGUCACAAUGUCUUUUCCACCUGUGUCUGGGAAGGCCGCAACAAUAUGGAGCUUGAGAGCACUUUGCGGCGUACGCGGUCGGCCGGUGCCAUGCAUGCGCGCUGGGCAGCUGCGAGGCGUUCGAUUGGAGGCUCUUCGCGUCAACAAACUACCUCGACAAUGUCCCCUGAUCACCCCCAGCCUCCGACGCCCCCUAGCAAAGUGUCAAUCAGGAGAACGCUGGCUUCGAAGAUCCCGCCGGUUCCACCUGCGCCUAGCACGCCCGAGAUCGAGAGUUGGCGAGUCUAUCCGAGGGGUGUUAGCCGAUUAGACGAGAUUGAGAAUAGGCCGGAAGAAGGUGCAAUUCCAUCGCCUCAGCUAGACACACGCUCUAAAUCAUCCCAUUCUUCUCCAGCAGCGGUGCCGCGCUCACCGUUUGCUUUCGACGAUUCCUCAGAGACGUGUGAUAAGUACCGCUCUCCUGCAGCAGGAAGCAGCCAGAUCUCUCUGCACUCGCCCGAGCAACCUCUACCUGUGUCACUCACUUUGCCAGACACGCCUUUGUUUGACAGACUCAGUGCACGUCGCAUGUUGCGCGACGCCGGACUGGCGAGCCGCUCCAGUUCGUCCGAAACGGAAACGUCGAAGAAGAGCUCCACGGCUCCUUCCUCUCCGAACAGGUGCACUUCGUUUGGCUUAGGCCUGAUGCCUGGCUCGCCUGCUAUCACCUCGGCAACAUGGGACGGACCCCUAGUCACGAUCACUAGUCUCACGAGUGGAAUGGCACCAUUUGCACAUUCUCCGUCUGCUCACGCGGCUCAAAGCCCCCCCUCGUCAGCCAAUACCGCUGUCAACCCGAGCUUUGAGGUGGUGCAUGGCGGCAAGUGCAUCGCAACACUGGACAGGGCCCCAGAAGAAUCAAAGGGCGCCGAGCAAAGAGGCUCGUUCAUCAGCUCCGGCGACGACGAUACGCCACUGCUAGGCUACAGUAAACUUGUCGUCAAUACCGCAGAUGAGCGCGACGAAGAAGAGGAGACGAGGUUCUUUUUCCGUAGCCCAAAUGCCAGUCAACAAGCCAGGCGAGGCCAGCUGGAAGGGAUGGCAGCCUCCAAUCCGUUGGCAGGGCGGUACCGAUCCAACUCACCGACGUCGAUAGAGGCGCAUCGUGCUGAAAGCAGUUUAAGCCAUCCAAGCCGUGUGUCCACUCAGCAACCAGCUGGUAACAGCAGUGAAAGCCCUUCGUACAGCACUUUGCUGCAAGAACCACACGUUGGCUCGACUGAGGAUGCGGUCAACCCUCAUGCGCAGCUUCCCAAGCACUCCACGGUGCGAACGUCAGUGAUCACGGUGAACAGCUUCCGAAGCCUGAACACUCCUCUUAGCGAUGGAGGGACAUGGGCGACGGGAAACGAUGCACUGUCCGCCUUGGACGCUGAGGUGUCGCAGGCUCGACGCGUCAAGGUCGACCAUGUGGAUAAAGGCGCUAUCAAGCAGUGGGCGAGCUCCGCGGCGAUGUCUCAAGUCAAACUGUCUGCGUUUCUGGACCCACAGCACCAGCAACAACAACAACAGCAACGGAAAACGACUCAUGCGCCAUCAACGGACCACUUCCAGCUGCCUAUCAGUCUAGCUGCCAAGCUGCAGCCGUUCCCUGACGUGCUCACCGUCAUGCGGCAGAGAACAAGAGUCGUUUCGGAUCCAGCGCGCCCGGAGCUGGUCGAUCUUGGGAAGAUCGCGGCAAAGCGUCAGCGACGCUCCGUUAGCCAGCCAAUAAUCUCCAACAGCAGCGCUAGCGGCGGCGCGAGGCUGAAUGUGCAUAAGGGUCCGGAUGCGGGUGCGCGCACCAGCGCUUAUCUGGCGCAUUGCAAGGCGCGGAGCAAGGGAAGUGUGGCGCCCAGAGGCAACCAGACGAGAGAUCGGCGGCCUGUCUCUCAAAUUGCGCAGGGGAUGGCAACGGGCAGCUGGCUGGAAAAGCCGCUCAGCAGUCUGCAUGAGGGCUUGUCAACUGCAGCACAGACCCUGGAAGUGGGUGACGGCGGCGGAGCGCCUCUCAGCGCUACGGUGCGCUCUGUUCGCAGUCACACGCAAGGAAACCAGAGCGCUGACGGACGCAGACACGGACAUCAUCCGCGACAUGAGGCGACGACGCAGCGCUAUCGCACGCUGGAGCAGCGGCCACUGCCGUUCCGGACCGCGGACGAGGCGGUGCGCGCGUUGCAGCGCGAGGAGCAGGAGCGCGAAUGGCAGGAGCAGGAGCGCGAGCGGCGGCGGCAAGAGGCGCACGCAGAGCGACAUGCGGCGAAGAAAAAGCGCGACCCGCUGCUUGCUGCGAGGCUUGCGCUCGUCGGGCUCGAGUCACCCGCAGCAUCGUCGGCGAUACUGGGCAGCGCCCCGGUCAGCGCGGUGCACUCACAGUUUGCGCAGGUACUGACGCCGACUGCGACAGCGACGCCGCCGUCGAGUGCCGGUGUGGCAGGCUUGGCGCACGGGUCGCUAACCCUGCCGGCGAGCACGGACCGCCAGGGCUUCCUGACUCCGUCCGGGGUGGGGGAGACGGCGGGUAACGCGGGCGAUGGCAGGCGGUACGAGUCACUCAUCUUUGGCGGAUCGUACUACUCUGCCAGUGCGUUUGCCACGCCGGAGAGCGAGCCCGUGGCGCUGCCUCGGGCGGACGAUGCGGGCGCCGCAGCGUCCCGACUCCCCGAGAGCCCGAAAGCUGGCACAGGCACGUUCAGAUAUGGGCCGUCGAAUAUGCAUGUGCACGCCAACGCGGGCAGCACAGCCGUGACGGAGGGCAGCAUCAUGGGCUUCGGCAUGGCCCUCAGCAGCAGUGGCGACGUCGCGACGGACAAGGACGGAGCGGGUGGCUUUGGCGGCCCUUCGACGCGCGCUUCGCCGCUCCUUACUAACAUACCUGGUGCGUUCUUUCAACGGGAGCAGCAGCAGUCGCUCAGGCUGCUUGUUGCGCGCCCACUGCCGCCACCGAUGACGAAGACGGCAGCAGCAGCAAUGCCCGCACGAGCAGCGUUGGGCCGCUCGUCAGAGAACGGGAGCCCCAGCAGCGCGGACACGACUCCGUCGAGCGCGGCAGGAGGCGGCGAGUGGCCCGUCCCACCCGGCCGGGCACUUCGGCCGCAGGUGCAGCUGAGCCAGGACGGGACGGUGCUGGCGCGCGCGCGGAUGGCGAGCCGCGACGGGACCGGAUUCGACGAGGGUGGAUGCGGAGACGAAGAGCUGGACGGUGGAGGCGACGGCGCCUAUGGUGCGGGCGUGCGGCGCCGGGACAGCUGGACCGACGGCGUGCCGAGCGCUGCGGCGCUGAUGAUGUUGCAGCGCGCGCGGGGCGCGGAGCAGCAGAAUGCGUCGUCCUCUACCACCACCAGCGGCUCCAGUCUGUCACCCUGUCACGCACGGACUUUUCCCAGCAGCAGUGUCGUGACGCUCGUGCGCCGGCAGACGCAGCAGGGCGAUAGUGGCGAGAAGCACCGAUCGAUGCGAGCAAGCCUGGUCGGCGACGACUACCACGCCACAUUCCCCCACCAUGAUGCAGAGGCGCCGUGAUUGGAUGGCAGAUGGGCGAGCCGGGCGUGUAUGUACGUAUAGAUGUUCCGUCCAUCUGUGCAGGCCGGACGUGCUUGCGCGAUG
Tilletiaria anomala UBC 951 is the source of this 6576-nucleotide messenger RNA. RefSeq lists its product as uncharacterized. The coding region runs from base 88 to 6492 and encodes 2134 amino acids. The record is from RefSeq and is a predicted model, not a curated record. Lineage: Eukaryota; Fungi; Basidiomycota; Exobasidiomycetes; Georgefischeriales; Tilletiariaceae. The transcript has 2 exons.